Phyllostomus discolor (pale spear-nosed bat) is the source of this 737-nucleotide messenger RNA. RefSeq names its product ribitol-5-phosphate xylosyltransferase 1-like. Bases 75 to 719 code for a protein of 214 amino acids. Gene Ontology annotation, molecular function: ribitol beta-1,4-xylosyltransferase activity. NCBI's taxonomy places the organism in Eukaryota, Metazoa, Chordata, Mammalia, Chiroptera, Phyllostomidae. The transcript is spliced from 3 exons. Gene Ontology annotation, cellular component: Golgi apparatus. The record is from RefSeq and is a predicted model, not a curated record. Gene Ontology annotation, biological process: protein O-linked glycosylation via mannose.
ACAUUGUAACAAUGAAUGGAUCAAGGAAUUCCUCAAAAGAAAUGGAGGUUUUGUGGAGCUGCUUUUCGUAAUAUAUGACAGCCCCUGGAUUAAACAUGGAUGUUUUUCAGUGGCCUUUAGGAGUAGCAACAUACAGGAAUUUUCCUGUGGUGGAGGCAAGUUGGUCAAUGCUGCACAAUGAAAGACCCUAUUUAUGUAAUUUCUUAGGAACUAUUUAUGAAAAUUCAUCCAGACAAGCACUAAUGAACAUUUUGAAACAAGAUGAAAUUGAUAAGCUUUGUUGGGUUUCAGUGAGAGAACAGUGGCAGCCCCAAGAAACAAAUGAAAGCCUUAAGAAUUAUCAAAAAGCUUUGCUUCAGAGUGACCUCACAUUGUGCCCAGUAGGAGUAAACACGGAAUGUUAUAGGAUAUAUGAAGCUUGCUCCUAUGGCUCCGUCCCUGUGGUGGAAGAUGUAAUGACAGCUGGCAGCUGUGGAAAUACCUCUGUUUCCCAUAAUGCUCCUCUGCAGUUGCUCAAGUCUAUGGGCGCCCCCUUCAUCUUUAUUAAGAACUGGAAGGAACUUCCUGUUGUUCUAGAAAAAGAAAAAACUAUAAUUUUACAAGAAAAAAUUCAAAGAAGAAAAAUGUUACUUCACUGGUAUCAGCACUUCAAAACAGAGCUAAAAAUGAGAUUUACUAAUAUUUUAGAAAGUUCAUUUUUAAUGAACAAUAAAGGUUAAGUAACUUAGUUUUUUUGA